This is a messenger RNA of Penicillium argentinense, 711 nucleotides long. Its product is annotated as terpene synthase family protein. The transcript is spliced from 7 exons. NCBI's taxonomy places the organism in Eukaryota, Fungi, Ascomycota, Eurotiomycetes, Eurotiales, Aspergillaceae. Bases 1 to 711 code for a protein of 236 amino acids. The record is from RefSeq and is a predicted model, not a curated record.
AUGCGAGUUUUUGCAUUGUAUGCUACCUGGCUCUUUGCCUGGGAUGAUGGAACAAAUCCACCGAUUCCAGCUAAUUUUGAACCUUUUGCUCACUUAAUAGCGGUUGAUUUCGGUGAUUUUGAUGAAGGAUACCAGCAACGAGAGCUACUGCGCAUCGAAACCUCGAACAGCAUUCGCAAAAGCCUUCUUGACGAGUAUACAGUUGAGGAUCCGGCCCAUAUUGCUCCCAAUUUUGCACUGGCGCAGUCAUUCUACAUGAUAGGUGUGCAAGUCCGAGAAAGCACGAAACUCAUAGUGAAGUUGCAGAACUGUUUUGAAAAGGGUGUUAUAUUUGGUAUAGAUGAAUAUAUGGCCCUCCGGAUGGAUGCUUCUGCUAUUUACCCCACAAUAGCUCUUAGCCUAUUGUCACAAGAUAUGGAUGUUCCAGAGUGGCUGCUUGACCACACCCUGGCGAAGGAAAUGAUGAGGCACAUCAAUAUCAUGGUAUCGCUCGACAACGACAUUGUUUCUGCAAGACAUGAAGUGGAACUUGAACCCAGACUUCUUAAAAUCGGAGCCGAACAUGAUAUCAUAGACAAAGUUCACGCAUUUCUGAGGUGCUGCAAGAAUGAACGUAUCGGACUUAUCAAUUGGCUGUAUACCAUCAAGCGGUAUUUCGAUUUCCGGCCGUCGAAUGGAAAUACUCAUAUUGAGGUAACUCUCGGCGACUAA